Messenger RNA from Klebsormidium nitens, 4539 nucleotides. The record is from the annotation of a GenBank genome assembly. Lineage: Eukaryota; Viridiplantae; Streptophyta; Klebsormidiophyceae; Klebsormidiales; Klebsormidiaceae.
AUGAGCUUCUCUGCUUUCACAACGCUUCUGCCCCCCACUGGGGUGGAUCACUGCACCACAGGCUUCCUGACCCACUGCCCGGGGGACAGGAAAGCAUUGUCCGAGGAUGCCGCACUCCAUCCAUCAAACCACCCCCACGAGAUCGGGACCUGGGCAGCUGCGUCCGGGCUGGACAGAGAAGGAAACCUCCUGCCCAACCUAGUUGUCGUCAAGGCAAACAUCCUGGAAGUGUACGUCAUCAGGACUUCACAGGGGUUGAAACCAGGACUAGAGGGUGAUGAGGAGCGAGCUACACCUGCGGCAUGGUUGGAGCUGGCCUUUGAGAGCAGGCUCAAUGGAAAUGUGGCGUCGUUAGCGGUGAUCAAGUCGCGGCAGGACGACUUCACGGGGCGUCGCACGCAGCACGACGCGCUCGUGCUGGCGUUGCAGGACGCGAAGCUCAGCGUGGUGGAUUGGGACGAGGACAAACAAAAGCUGCGGACGAGCUCGCUGCACUGCUUCGAGUCCGCCAGGUGGCAGCACCUGAAGCGCGGCCUCGAGAAGUUUCCGCGGGGGCCGCUCGUGAGGGCUGACCCGCAGGGGCGCUGCGCGGCGGCGCUGCUGUACGACGACCAGCUGCUGGUCAUGAAGGCCAAGGCGAGUGGGCUGGGAUUUGGCGACGAGGAGACGGCGGCUGCGCCCGAGCGUGCAGCGUCCGUAGAAGAGACGUACUUUCUGGACCUGCGGACGGUCGGCGUGAAGAACGUCAAGGACAUUGUUUUCCUGCACGGCUACCUGGAGCCCGCCCUUCUAGUUCUCCAUGAGCCGGACCCCACGUGGGGCGGCCGAGCCGCCGUAGGCCGCUUCACGUGCGAAGCAACCGUCCUCAGCGUGAACACCACCCUGCGGCAGCACCCCCAGAUCUUCGCGGCGACGUCGCUGCCCUAUGACGCAUAUCAGGCGGUCGCCGUGCCGUCCCCUUUGGGCGGCGCGCUCGUUUUGGCAGCCAACACAGUGCACUACUUCAGUCAGACAAGCUUCCACACCCUGGCAGUCAACAACCUGGCCGGUGUGCCUGAGGGCGCGCCGGUCCCUCCACGGACGAGUUUUGAGGUGGAGCUGGACGUUGCAAGAGUAGCCUGGGUCGCGGCUGAUACGGCGCUGAUCUCAUCCAAGACGGGCGCGCUGCUGCUGCUGACGCUGGGCCACGUCGGCAGGACGGUCGACUCGCUGGAGCUGUCUCGCUCCAAGGGCGCGGUGCUGGCCUCGGCCGUGUGCCCGGUUGGCGACUCCCUGGUGUUCCUGGGCAGCCGGCUGGGGGACAGCAUGCUGCUGCAGUACGCUCGGGGGACUGCAACCGAGGCGACGACACAGCGCACCGAGGUCGAGGAGGAGGUUGGAAGUGGCGAGCCCCCGGCCAAGCGCGCGCGCUACACUGACGUCACUGCAGCCGUUGCUGACGAUAACGAAGAGCUGUCGCUGUACGGGGGAGGCGGGGCGGAGCAAGAGGACCCUAGCUCCUGGAAGAGCUUGUCUUUUGCAAUUUGCGACACCAUGGUCAACAUUGGCCCUGUGCGCGAUCUCGUCAUUGGGAGGCGGACAAAAGUCGACCCGGACGACGAGACUGCGCCGGCCAUCACUGAAACGGAGCUGGUCCUGUGCUCCGGCCACGCCAAAAACGGCGCCCUCUCCAUUCUCCAUCAAGGCAUCCGGGCGGCAGUGACGUCAGAAGUGGACCUAGGCAGCCCCUGCCGCGGCAUCUGGGCCGUCCAUUCCGAAGCAGCGGACGGACAGGAUGAGGGCGAGGCGUUCCACGACUACCUUUUCAUCAGCCUGGAAGACGGGACACGGGUGUUGAGCACGGGGGAGGACAUCGCUGAAGUGGACGAUGAGGGCGCGGGCUUCUUCACCAGCGGGCCCAGCCUGGCCGUGGGGAACCUCUUCGGAAGGGCCCGCAUUCUGCAAGUGCACGCUGGCGGCUUCGUCCUUCUGCAAGGCUCCACUCUGCAACAAGAAGUACCGCUCUUCGAGUUCCCGACAGCGCCACUCAAAGGGCAGCCGCCAGCGGAAGAGGUUCAAAUCGCGGCGGCCGCCAUCUGCGACCCUUUCGUGCUGUUCCGCAUGACGGACGGAACGCUUCGGAUUGGCGAGGGUGACGUCAGCGAGAAGGAGGUGUUUGUUGGGACGGUGUCGUUAGCGGGCGAAGCAGCGGACGGCGUCACGGCGGUGACGCUAUUUGAGGACCAUUGCGGGUAUUUCGGACGUCCAAAAACGGGCGGGGCGUCCGGUGGGAAGAAUUCGGACGUCUGUGCAGCAGUUGCGAGGAGCAGCGGGGCAGUAGAAAUCUACAAGCUUCCCGGGUUCGAGCUGCUCUACAGGAUUAUGGACUUCAUCCAGGGUCGGCGGGUCGUGACGGACCGGUCAGAUACUCUUGGGCCCGUUGAUAACGGUCUGCCGGACGUCCACGUGUCCAGCCUCGUCGUCCGGUGUUCGAACAGCAGUGCAGAGCGGGGGCCUAGCCAGCCGUUCCUGUGCGCCGUUUUAAGUUCCGGCGCUCUUUUCGCAUACCGGGGCUUUUUAAGCGGCCAGCAUGCGCAUCAGGGCAAAUGUGGGUCGCCACUUUCAGGCGCUUCUCUUGUACAGUCCGAUGAGAUCGUCAAAGGCAGUAAGCCGUCAACGGAAAGUCAUGUAAAUGCUAGUACUCCCCCGCAAAGCAAGCGACGUUUAAGGUGGGUGAGAGUUGCGCUGGCUGGGGUGAAUGCGAUGGAAGACGGAAGUACGGAUGGUGCCAAACUGAUUCCAAGCUUGACUACGUUCGAGGGGGUGAACGAAGAGCGGGGGGUAUAUAUUUGCGCGCAGCGGCCCGCAUGGAUUGUGGAGUGCCAAGGCAGGCUGCGGCCACACCCGCAGCUGUCCGACGGGCCAGUCGCUGCGUUUUCCCCCUUCCACAACGUCCAUAACCCACAUGGGUUCGUCUACUCGACGCCCACGGGUGUGUUGCGCAUUGCCCAGAUUCCAACGGAGUCCGUUUACGAUGCCGGGUGGCCGGUGAUCAAGGUCCCGUUGAAGGCCACCCCUCACAGCGUCGCACACUUCCCAGAACCUGACGUCUACGCCGUGACCGUUUCUGUGCCGGUUGAGCUCCCUUUCAGCCGGCCCCCGGGGACGCCCCCCGAGGAAGCCGCAGCCGAGGACCCGGACGGUGCUGGAGCGCGGGGGCGGCAGGGAGAGGCGGGGCCGGUAUACUGCGACCUGGAGCAAUUCGAGCUGCGAGUGCUGGCCCCCGGGAGCUGGGAGAUGCUCCAGAGGCUACCUUUGCUGCGCUAUGAACACGUGGCAGCUGCCAGCGCCGUCACCCUCAAGAACAUUACCAACGACCAGCGCGAUACGCUUUUGGCAGUGGGAACGACGUAUGUGUUGGGGGAGGACGCGCCCGGCCAGGGCCGAGUGCUGCUGUAUAGAGUGGACAAACAAGAGGACGGAGCCUGGCUGACAGCGGUGUACAAGGAGGAGCACCGCGCGGGCAUCACAGCGGUGUCGGCAGUGCAGGGCUGCCUCUUGGCAGCGGUCGGGAGCAAGCUCAUACUCUACCGCUGGGACGGACAGAGCCUGGUGACAGCGGCCUUCUUUGACGCUCCUAUGUACGUGACGAGUAUCACUGCGCUCAAGAGCUACGUGCUGGUGGGCGACUUCCAGCGCAGCCUGCACUUUCUGGCGUGGGUGGACACGCCCGCCAUGGCGCAGCUGCGCGAGCUCGCUAAGGACUACGCGCCCGCCGCCGUCGCCGCCACCGCCGCGCUCACCGACGGCAAGGCGGUCGCGCUGCUCGCCGCCGACUUCGAGAAGACCAUCCGGGUGUACGAGUACUCCCCGCCCAGCUUGCAGCUGGUGUGCAAGGCCGAGUUUUAUACCGGCGCCGGGAUCGCCAAGUGCUUACGAGUCGAGAUGACGCAAAACGCCAGGGGUCCCAAACGCCUUCGAAGCGCGUGCUUGUUUGGUACCCUCGACGGCGCACUGGCAACUCUUGCCCCCUUGGACGAAAUGACAUUCAAGCGACUCCAGGCUCUUUCUCGGCGGUUGAGCGAGACGCUUGACCACGUGGCUGGGCUUCAUCCGCGCGCAUUUCGCAAGGUCACCGACCGCUGCUCGACAAGGGUGCCACCGCCGGAGACUGUGGCAGACCUGGACGCCUUGUUUGAGUUUGAGAUGCUUUCUCAGGUAGAGCAAGCUACUCUUGCACGUCAAAUUGGAACUACUCAAGAGAGGAUUCUGGCGGAUAUGAAUGACUUGCGUCUUGGAUUGACAGUCAUCACAUAGCGAGUGAUGAAGGUCUCGUCCUAGCAAUAGCCGCUGUUGAAUCAAGUCAAUUGUGGUCGGUUGAUCAGACAUUCCACUGGUUGUGAUCGAAGACGUGACAAUCUCACAUUUGCCAGUGGCAGAGUGUCGCACUAUAAUCAUAUCAUGAACUUCGAAGGAAUUCGAGUUUCGAAAAACAAAGCUUGCCGGUGAUUUGUUGGUAGGGUUGCGGGCCAGCAAUGAUUGACCGGCGACAUCAUUGCG